Trachymyrmex cornetzi is the source of this 1191-nucleotide messenger RNA. Its product is annotated as micronuclear linker histone polyprotein. NCBI's taxonomy places the organism in Eukaryota, Metazoa, Arthropoda, Insecta, Hymenoptera, Formicidae. The transcript has a single exon. The record is from RefSeq and is a predicted model, not a curated record. Bases 1 to 1191 code for a protein of 396 amino acids.
AUGGCCGGUCUUGCCCGUGCGAUAGCUCUGGAGGAAAAAAUGAGGAGGAGAUGUGAAAGACGCGUUGUACACAAGGAGUACAAGGAGAGGUUCUCCAGCCCUUAUGAUCCGUAUUAUUACUAUUAUAAGGAGGAGGAGAAAAUAACGAGUACGGUCGAAGAGAUGCGAUCCUUCCACAGGUGGGUGAUUCGCCAGUUCGCCGGACAAUCAAUGGCCAACGGCGUCGAUAUCGGGACGGCAAGUAAAAUAUUAUAUCCAACAAGAUAUACCCAGGUAUCAGAGGCGUCCUCGGAAGGAGACGCCAAGCAGCCGGAUACGCUGCGAAUCAGGGGUAGGACGAAAGGCUCCAGCGCGGGAACGUCAUCGACGGAGCCCAGCGGGCCGAGUGAUACUGGGGACCGGCCUCGGAGCAGGCCGGGCCCCAAAUGCUCCAAGGCGGAUGCUAGGCCUCUGUCCCGACCCUCGUCCUCGAGAAAGAGGACGAAGAAGCUGCAACGACAGCAGGCGACUUCCACAUCGCCAGAGGAAGGGUCCAAGAAAAAGGCCAGGGAGGCAGACUUGCCCAGUGAUGGGUCCGUCACGGGAAUGGAUAGUGACGACCUGUCCACGGCGUCUAGGGGAUCGGCUGGGGUCUCCGGUCGCAUCCGUUCGCUGGAACAGAGGCCUGCGGGGGGCUCGGCUCCGCACUCGGCUGCCGGCUCGGUCCCGGCCUCCGUGGCGGUGUCCUCGGAUGAGGACGCGCGGGUGGUAUCAGGGGGACCGGUGGCUCCCCCGUCGAACAGGAGAAAGAGAGGAAGGCCACCGACCACCGGUGAGUACGUGGCAAGAUCGGAAGCCCUACGCCGGUCGAACGAGGAGGACGAGAAAAGCCUAACGCUGGCUAGAGACAGACUAUAUAGGGAGCUGGACGGAGACAAGCUCCUUUCUAGUGCCAAGAUCGACUUGGAAAAAUGGAAGGAGGAUCUCUCGGAGAGGCCCGAUGAGGAGCUCUCCGAGAGAAUUUACAAAGGCCAGAUGGAGGUUAUCUGGGUGGUCAAGGCCUCCGGUAACCUCAAGGGCACGUUCCAAUGUGCCCUUAAAGUGGCGGCGACCUCCAAUGUGGACGCUGGGAUGCGCGAAGAUACUGAAGGAAAGAGCCGAAAGAUCCCAGGAAGGCACGGCAUAUAUGGAGAUCCGGUCCCUCAGGCGUGA